This is a messenger RNA of Calidris pugnax (ruff), 2493 nucleotides long. It is a transcript of the gene RCN1, whose product is annotated as reticulocalbin 1. The record is from RefSeq and is a predicted model, not a curated record. Gene Ontology annotation, molecular function: calcium ion binding. The coding region runs from base 16 to 777 and encodes 253 amino acids. Gene Ontology annotation, cellular component: endoplasmic reticulum. NCBI's taxonomy places the organism in Eukaryota, Metazoa, Chordata, Aves, Charadriiformes, Scolopacidae. The transcript is spliced from 5 exons.
GUUCAACUCUUAAGGAUGCUGGUCUCUUUUUACAGGAAGAUUGUGGAUAGAAUAGAUGACAACAAAGAUGGCUAUCUCACAACAGAGGAAUUAAAAACCUGGAUUAAACGGGUACAGAAACGCUAUAUCUAUGAAAAUGUGGCCAAAGUUUGGAAAGACUAUGAUCUAAACAAGGACAAUAAAAUUGCCUGGGAGGAAUACAAACAGGCCACAUACGGUUAUUAUCUAGAAAAUCCAGAAGAAUUCCAAGAUGCAACUGAUCAGCACAGUUUUAAAAAAAUGCUGCCCAGAGAUGAAAGACGAUUCAAAACUGCAGAUCUGGAUGGAGACUUAUCUGCCACUCGUGAAGAAUUCACUGCCUUCCUUCACCCAGAGGAGUUUGAACAUAUGAAAAACAUUGUUGUCUUAGAAACCUUAGAAGACAUAGACAAAAACGGGGAUGGUUUUGUGGAUCAAGAUGAGUACAUUGCUGAUAUGUUUGCAAAUGAAGAGGGGGGACCAGAGCCUGACUGGGUGAUUACAGAGCGUGAACAGUUCUCAGAUUUUCGUGACCUCAACAAGGAUGGAAAGAUGGACAAAGAGGAGAUUCAGCACUGGAUUCUCCCACAAGACUAUGACCAUGCACUAGCUGAAGCCAGGCACUUAGUCUAUGAAUCGGAUGUAGACAAGGAUCAAAAACUAACGAAAGAGGAGGUUCUAGACAACUGGAAUAUGUUUGUCGGAAGCCAAGCUACUAAUUAUGGGGAGGACCUCACAAGAAACCAUGAUGAGCUAUGAUACAGUAUACCAGCCAGUAUAUGCCACAAACCUAUUCUCCACUUCACUGAAAUCCUUGUGUCCAUCCCCUCUUUUUGGGAAGAUGGGCAAAGGACACACUCACAACUGAACGACUUGCAUUAAUGUAUUUUUAACAUGCCAGCUUAUUACCUCAGAAACUGUAUAGAAAUAGCUUUUUACUCUUUUCACAUGCUUAAAAACAAUAUCUAAUUACUACAGUUUUAUUUUGGAAAAAAGGUAACUUCUUAAUAGAUUAGAGCCUGAUGUGGAACAGGCACUUCUAGAGCAUAAUUGCAAGGAUCUUUAAUAAUGGGUAUUUGAAGAAAAUUCAUUUUUUACUAUAGUGAAAUGCAGCUAGGAUUAGAAAGGAACCUAAUGUUUAAACAGACUAAGUUAAAACCGUCUUUUGUAAUAGCAUUUAACAAUUUAGAGUUAUACUUUGACCCUCCUAUCCAUAGAAAAGUUUUGACACAACAAGAUCCACAGCCUUUUUUUUUUCCACACUCUUCUUCUCUCCCAGUUUGGGCCAGAGGUGCUGAAGAAGGUAUCCAGCAGCCCUCUGGUUCAUAGCUUUCCAGGUGCAACCUGGACAACUGGCCCCUCUCUCUAACCCCCAUCACGGUCCAGAGAUGGGACACACAGCCCAACACCGCGUGCCGGCACUCCUCAGCGAGGGUUGUAGGGUUCCUACUGACAGCAGAACAACGUACAAUUGUUUGUGGGCUGUUGGUUAUGCUGUUUCCUGGGAGGAAUUAUGCCACAUGGAGCAUAAUUUGUCUCGUGCUUUUCGCACUUCACCCAAGCCCUACUCUUGUUCACACAGUGUGAAUGGCAGCAGUUCUGUGAUGGAGAAAGAAUGAGACAUAUCACCCCUCUGGGCCUUCUGUCUUCCCUGCCACAUAAGAGGACAGAUUAACGUGGCUAAAAUUCUGGUUUUGUAUGUAUAUACGAGUAAGUACAUGUUACUGAAGCAACUACACGAAGACAGCUUUCCUCCUAAAGAAAGGGGCAAACUUUCAACACAGGUGCUUUCUUUUUUACUGUAUAAUGUGAGCUGUUACGUGUAUAUUUUUAUAUACCCAACUUAGAUAAUUGUGGUUGUUUUUAAGUGUACUGGUUUUAAAAUAAGCACAAUAAAACCAAUACUUCUUUUUGAUACUAUGAAGGUGCAAUAACACUAACACACUACUAUCCUAAUACUAGGAGAUUAGGGCUCCACAACUUGGCUCAUUGGCCGGUUUCUUGAAGGUUUGGUGUACAGCAUCACACACUGGUGAUAACACAACCAUCCAGGGAGGAGCUUUUAGACUCCCAGGUUGUGAUAUACUGCAGCAAUUUAACAAGUUUGUGAAAAUCAUCAUGAGACAAUGCAGAACUGUGACGUCCGUAGACAGCGUCAUUUAUGUACAGUCAUGUAAGAACUGUGGUGAAAUGUUCUACAUCUUUCAGUUGAAGAUAAUUAAAUCUAGAUAUUAGAGCCUGGCAGAGAUUACAUGUUCUUUCUAGCACAAUUAUUAAGCUUUUGGUGUGCAUUUCUUAUGACAUUUCCAGCAGUGUCUGUGAAAAGUCCCUACCUCUUCCACUAACAUACGGUAGGGCAAAUGUCACAAGACAUAAGCGAACCCAUUUUGCUCUUUCCAUACCCUCAAGUUAAAUAAAUCCCUAAAUGCAGUGUUAUAUGAGAAGCAAUAAAAUUGUAUCUUGGCACAUGUAAAA